AUGUUACAAACAGGUGAUACAAAUCAAUGGGAUUUAACCACAUUACUUAAUGUUCUUCGUGAAACGAAACCUAAAAGACAACUUAAUAAAGUCGACAAACAGAGAAUUACGAAAGAGAACAAUGAUUUAUUAACAAUAACGAAUAUUCGAAACAACAAUGCUCAUCAUGCAUCAAAAUGUGUCUCAGACACUGAAUUCGAAACUAUUUGGUCUCAGUUAUCAUCAAUAUUGAUUUCAUUCGAGGAUGAUGCGGAUGAAAUCGCUGAAUUAAAAUUAAAUACGAGUGACGCCAAACAGAAGGAGCCCAUUAAUACUGUAAAUACGAUUGAAGCAAAACGUUUGAAAGAUCUCGGUAACGAAGCAUACAAACAAAAGCACUUUGACGAAGCAAUAAAAUGGUUCUCACAAGCACUCGUUCUUGCUGGCUUGAGUGAUUAUGAUCGAUCUAUUCUGUAUUCAAAUCGAGCUGCUGCAUAUCUGGAGAAACAUGAAACGUCAGAGGUUACUUCGUCGAUGGACUCUCGAUAUCUUGCUCUACAAGACGCUGAGCAUGCACGUGAUCUUCGACAAACUUGGCCAAAAGCUCAUUUUCGUAUUGGGCAAGCGCAUGUCGCACUCGGUGAAUAUGAAAAAGCUGUUCACUCGUUUGAUAAAGCGCUUGCGCUCGAUCCAACUAACAGUGAAAUGAGAAAUUUUCGUGAUUCUGCUCUUGAAAGAAAACAUUACUAUGAUCGAAAGGAUCAUCUGAAUCGGCAAAAUAUGCCGAGAACGACUCGCGAGCAACUUAACGACUUGUCAAAAAUAUCUGGAUAUACUAUUCAACAGUGUGAAAAAGUGAUUGAUUUCAUCAGAAAAGAUGAUCCAGGCAAAGAUGCUGUGUUUACUGGUCAUCAGUAUCGAGAUGGCGAUGAUAAUGUCAAACAAAAUUAUGAAUUAGCUGCCAGAUUUUAUUCAAAAGCUGCCGCUCUUGGCAAUGCUGAAGGCAUGUACAAUCUUGCUUUACUUCACCAGCAAGGAUUAGGAGUUAAAAAAGAUAUACAAGCUACCAUCGAACUGUUGGAACAAGCAGCCGCUCAGAGUCCUACAAUGUCAGACAAAUUGCCCAUCCCGAAUGUUGGUGUAGCAGAAGCUGAACAUUCUUUGGGACUGCACUAUGAAACAGGUGUCGGUGUCGAAAUGAAUUAUUAUAAAGCGGCUCAAUGGUAUCAACGUGCAUCAGAUCAUGGUAGUGCAACCGCCGCCAAUAAUUUAGGGCUUAUGUACGGUGCUGGCAAAAGUAUUGCCAGAGAUUUGGUUAAAUCAGAGCAACUACUUCGCUUAGCUGUUACGCGUGGCGAUCAAAAUGCGGCAAUGAAUUUAGCUCUAUUGUUCUCCGAGAAACAAGACUUUCAAGCGGCAGAACAAUGGUGUCGAUUUGCAAGUGAAAAUAACAAUAUAUUGGAUAGAAGCCAUUUGAAACACAUUCGAGAUGCAGCUGAAAAACAACGUGAACUGUUUAAGGGGACCCCCCCCCCUUUCCGAGGUUUCUCGAGAACGGCUCGAUGAAAUUUUCUGAAACUUUCAGGGUAGAUAGAUCUCGAUGAGUAGAGCAAAAGUUGUUACAGGCUCAGAAUUCGAAGAUGCUGCCUUUCCAGAGAUAUUUGCGAUCCAAGGGCGAAAAAUGACCUGAAGUUUUCCCCCCCGCAAAACUCUUAUACUGCAUUGUUUCGAGCUGAAAUUUUUUCUGCAGAAACUAGGAACAAAUUGGGUUGGCCGUUUUUUUUUUCUUCGAAAAAUAUCGUUCCUAAUGGUCAGGAGAACCAAAUCACUGACGGCACUAUCAAAAAAUGCGAUUUUUUUCGUUUUUUUCGUAUAGUGCCAAUUUUGUGGUACCUAGUAAAAUUCCUUAAGAAGAAUAUUUUCAAGAGAAAAAAAAAACGGCCACCCCAAAUUAUUCGAAGUAUUCACAGUAAAAAUUUCAGGUCGAUUGAUUGCGGUACGAGAGGAGAAAAGGGGGGAAAACUUCAUUUUUGUGCUGAAAAAACUUAUUUUGAGAAAAACGCAAAGAAAUUUCUGUUUUUUGGUUUUUUCAGCAUAUUUUGUGAUUUUUUUCGAAGUUUUUUAUAUAUAAGAUGUGGAUUUUCAGUUCUCAAAGUGUACUCAAUGGAUAGAGGGCAUUUAAAUCUAUAUACUAAUCACAAAAAAUGAAAAACAAAAAGUGUGAAAAUUUUGAGUCGGGAAAGGGGGGGGUCCCCUUAAAUCUGUUCCAUUAGAAACAGGUGCUACGGU
This is a messenger RNA of Rotaria sp. Silwood1, 2268 nucleotides long. Lineage: Eukaryota; Metazoa; Rotifera; Eurotatoria; Philodinida; Philodinidae. The record is from the annotation of a GenBank genome assembly.